Messenger RNA from Hydractinia symbiolongicarpus, 555 nucleotides. RefSeq lists its product as uncharacterized. Lineage: Eukaryota; Metazoa; Cnidaria; Hydrozoa; Anthoathecata; Hydractiniidae. The record is from RefSeq and is a predicted model, not a curated record. The coding region runs from base 1 to 555 and encodes 184 amino acids. The transcript has a single exon.
AUGAUAAGACCCAGCCGUACCUUAAUAUCUAGCCGUAUUUUGGCAACCGUAUUUAAAUUUACGUUUUACGUUAUUAUUUCGUUUUACGAAGAAAUUAUCGAGAAGACCCUGGAAAAGAUAUACCGACCGAAACCACCUACGAUAGAAGAAAGUAACGACGAUGAAGCAGAGAAAAAACUUGUUUUUCUUCAAUAUCGAGGGAAGGUGACGGAGAAAUUUGAACGCUCGUUAAAACGCAUCAAUGCACCAUGCAAAAUUGUCUCUACAAUUAAGAAAAUAAAAUCAGUUCUACCAUCAUUGAAAGCACCUGUGGCGAAGCCUAUGCAAAGCGGUUUAGUGUACAACAUAACGUGUUCACGAUGUCUAUCGUGUUAUGUGGGGCAGACUACCCGACAUCUUCUAACCCGUAUCAAAGAGCAUAAAUUUACUGCUGUGGGACGUCAUUUCAAGACAUGUAAUGUGGAGCUAUCGAUCAAUCAUGCAGAAAUAAUUGCAAAAUCGAUUAAGUCGGAAUAUCAUUUAAUGACACUGGAGGCACUUUUCAUUCGGAAAUAA